GUGACUGGCAUUUUUCCAGGUACUGAAGUAGUUUUUUCCUGGUAUUCACAUACGUUCUUUGAUAAGGAAACAUUUAACCUCAGAUACACGAUCAUUUCUUCCGUAGUGAUCCCUUUCACAAAUUCAUCUUCUCGUCUCGCUGCAUUAGGGUAUGUCUAACAUUUGUUACCAUUUAGUUUUUUUUAAAAUUUAAACUGUAAUUUCACCAUUAACAUACGUACAAAUAAGGUUUGAAAAAAAAAAUACUUCGUGAUUUCUGUGGCACGGUGAUAAUUUUGAUCUUCGUACCGAGUCGAGUUGGCCGUUUUCAUUUCAGUAACAAAUUGUUUAUACAGUUUUGAUAUGCGUCACAAUACGAAUAAAUUUGUUACUCCGCAGUAGCGUGAAAUGAUCACCAGGCCUAUGAUCAAAGGUAAAAAAGUAGUUUUUUUUUUUCGUUAAUUGGUUAAAAUAAAUUAAAACUUUUUUUCUUAACGAGACAUACCACUUAAAGUUAGGGCUCAGGAGAAGUUAGGGUGCAGGAGAGGUUAGGUCAUAGGAGAGGUUAGGUCAUAGGAGAAGUUAGGGUGCAGGAGGAGAGGUUAGGGUGCAGGAGAGGUUAGGUCAUAGGAGAGGUUAGGUCAUAGGAGAAGUUAGGGUGCAGGAGAGGUUAGGGUGCAGGAGAGGUUAGGUCAUAGGAGAGUUUAGGUCAUAGGAGAAGUUAGGGUGCAGGAGAGGUUAGGGUGCAGGAGAGGUUAGGUCAUAGGAGAAGUUAGGGUGCAGGAGAGGUAAGGUCAUAGGAGCAGUUAGGUUGCAGGAGAGGUUAGGUCAUAGGAGAAGUUAGGUCAUAGGAGAAGUUAGGUCAUAGGAGAAGUUAGGGUGCAGGAGAGGUUAGGUCAUAGGAGAAGUUAGGUCAUAGGAGAGGUUAGGUCAUAGGAGAAGUUAGGGUGCAGGAGAGGUUAGGUCAUAGGAGAAGUUAGGUCAUAGGAGAAGUUAGGGUGCAGGAGAGGUUAGGUCAUAAGAGAAGUUAGGACAGAGGAGAAUCCGCCGUUUAAGCAAGCUAGACUUUAUAAAAAAAAAGUCUCUUUAAAUGCGGCCAUUGUGAUUGUAUACAUAAUUGUAAGUAUAGUUUAUUUUGUGAUAAGUUCAGUAACUCUGUUAAACACUUAAAUUACUAGCUUCCCCUGCGGUCAUAAACUUUGAAAUUUAUCAUGUGUUUGCAAUUGAAUUGUUCCUUAGUAUGAUGCAUUGUCGGAUUAAGGCGCAUGGGGCCCUGGGUGCAGUCAACUUAGGAACACGUAGAUGUCAUAGGAGAUAGUGGUUGGAGUGCGCCCGAUUGAACAUUUAGUAGCCCCGGGCUGGGGCCCGUAAGCCCCGUAGACUUAACGAUUGAACAUUUAGUAGCCCGGGCUGGGGCCCCGUAAGCCCCGUAGACUUAACGAUUGAACAUUUAGUAGCCCCGGGCUGGGGCCCGUAAGCCCCGUAGACUUAACGAUUGAACAUUUAGUAGCCCCGGGCUGGGGCCCCGUAAGCCCCGUAGACUUAACGAUGAGCACGUAGGUGCCCGGGCUGGGGCCCCGGAAGCCCCAUAAUUUCCAGGUUUCGCAUGGCAAACGCACAAUACGUUGUUUUUCGGGGGGCGGGGGGUGGGGCUUGGCGGCAAACCCAAUGUCUCGCUUCGCUACGCCACUGCUGUAGCGUGACGUCACCUGGAGCUAUAAAAAAACAUAAUGUCAUUGCUUGGUUUAUUGCUUACACACUUUCCUUUCUGCACUAGGGUCAAAAGUAUGACUAAUACAUUUAGCCCUUUAUGUUUCGUUUUAUCUUAGCAUUGAUCGAUUUGCUUCUAUUUUUGGUCUUUAGUAAGGCUUUUUGGCAUGCUUGAUAAGGUCAGCACAUUCUCCUUUCUUCGACUUAUUAUAUAAAAGAAUUGAAAAUAUAAAUAUGGCAAUCUAUUUAUUACCUAUUUAUAAUAUACGUCAUCGAUGGAUCUGUUUUCAUGGGUGAAUUAGGUAAUAAUUCGUUCAAAUACCAAACGUGCAUCGUAAAAAAAAAAACCAAGUACACAUCACUGAUUAAUCCACAAGUACACAUAAAUGAUUGAUCAACACGUACACAUAACAGAUUAAUCUACAAGUACACAUAACUGAUUAAUGCACAAGUAGACAUAGCUGAUAAAUCCACAAGCACACAUUACUGAUUAAUCCCCAAGAACACAUUACUGAUUAAUCCACACGUACACAUAACUGAUUGAUCCACAAGUACAAAUAACUUAUUAAUCCGCAAGUACACAUACCUAAUUAAUCCCCAAGUACACAUAACUUAUUAAUCCCCAAGUACACAUAACUGAUUAAUCCCCAAGUACACAUUACUGAUUAAUCCACACGUACACAUUACGGAUUAAUCCACAAGUACACAUAACUGAUUGAUCCACAAGUACAAAUAACUUAUUAAUCCGCAAGUACACAUAACUAAUUAAUCCCCAAGUACACAUAACUGAUUAAUCCCAAGUACACAUUACUGAUUAAUCCACAAGUACAGAUAACUGAUUAAUCCACAAAUACACAUAACUGAUUAAUCCACAAAACACAUAGCUGAUUAAUCCACGUGUACACAUUACCGAUCAAUCCACAUGUACACAUAACUGAUCAAUCCACAUGUACACAUAACUGAUUAAUCCACGUGUACACAUAACUGAUUAAUCCACAUGAACACAUAAAUCAUGACCUCCCAUCCAGGUAAACAGAAGCCAAAGGUACGGAGAACGUUUAGUCCUUAUAGAUCAGUGGUUCUUAACCUGGGUUCGAUCGAACCCCAGGGGUUCGGUGAGUCAGUCUCAGGAGUUGGGCGGAGGCCCAAAAAAAAAAUCAGAAAAAAAAAUCAGAAAAAAAAAAUCAGAAAAAAAAAAAAUCAUAUUUUAUUUUUCCUAUUAAGAAUGGUUCGAUAAAUGCGCAAAUGAAACUGGUAGGUUCUUAACCUGGGUUGGAUCGAACCCCAGGGGUUGGGUGAGUCGGUCUAAGGAGUGGGGCGGAGGCCAAAAAAAAAAUCAAAAAAAAAAAUCAGAAAAAAAAAAUCAGAAAAAAAAAAAUCAUAUUUUAUUUUUCCUAUUAAGAAUGGUUCGGUGAAUGCGCAUAUGAAACUGGUGGGGUUCAGUACUCCAAAAAGGUUAAGAACCACUGUUAUAGAUAAAUAUAGUAUUCAUAACUCGUUAGGCCUCCCCCCCCCCGCCCCCACACUUUCUGGUAUUUAUUAAAUUAGUAACCCAUAGAACUGUCCAAGCAUCUUGUGUACUCAAUUCAAUGUACUCAACCCAAUCAGAUUUUAUUAUUGAUAUUAGCACGCACAAAAAGAAUGGCUUCUUGUGCUGACUGCCCACAAAACGAUAGCCCAGGACAGGGCCAUGGCUUUGUCGAGAUAAUUAUAAGAAACCAAUUCACCGUGGAUAAUCACUUUGAAUUUUCCACCAAAGUGCAGUACAGAGAGGGUCAACGAUUGCUGUAUUACUUAGAGAGGGCUGCUGAUGCUGAUAAGAUUUGGAGGUAGACUAGUUAACGAUAUACUACAGAAAAUGUCAACUAAUUUAAACCAUCAAUUUAUAAAAAAAUUGUUGUCACAUUUUUUUUAGAGCUCUGUUUUAAUCUUAACUUUUAAACAGAUUUUACAUUUUAAUUUCGGUAACAAUUUUGGAGUGGGGAUGUGUGUGUGUGUGUGGGGGGGGGGGGGUUGAAUAUUUAAAGGUCUGAUAAUUAAGAACCAUGCUGUUAGAGUUUUAAUACAAAUAAAUAAGUCGGUUUUACUUGGAAAAAAAUUGAAGAUGAAGGCGAUUUUUAAUGAAAAAACAACAACAACAUUUGUCGUAAUAUGUAUUAUUUGUGUUCCCUUUCUUAAACGCCCCUUUGAAUCGCCCAGAUUUGGCAGCUCAUACUUCGGAGCAGAACUGGGUUAUUCCAUCGAGCGCUUCAAUGGCCUGGGUGGAUCAGUAGAGGACAAGACUUAUUGGUGCAUUAUGGACGUGGGUACAGACACUCCACUACCCAAAGGUGGGCACUCACUGAUUUACAAACUUUUGAUUGUUGAAACUCAUUCUUAUCCUUUCUUUUAUUCGGACGAAAAACUUUGUAAACAAGGACAGGCAUAUACAUUGUUUUGUUUUAUUCAUUUAAAAAAAUAAUUUAAAAAUUGCAAUGGGACUAACGUUGUAAAUUAAGUUAUGCAUUUUUUUCUUUCACUGUUGUAAUUUAGAAUUUACAAGAAAUAAAUGCCUUAACAAUGUAAGUGUUGGAAGUGGCGUCUUGGAUUUUAACCGGGGAUGUUAAAGAAUGAUGGCAUUUCCGGAAACCGCUUGCUAAUUUUCACAUAACUUUAAACAUAACGAUAAUCAUUUUUGUGUAAUAUUAAAGGAAAAUUAACCAGAUACACUCAGAUAAUUCUUUUAAAUUCAACGAUUUUUUAAACAUUAUUAUUUAACUAAAAACAUUUAAAUUACUUUCAAAAUAAUUAACGACCAAAUAGUAAUAUUAGCGGUCCAUUGACUGUUCAUAGAAAUACUAAAGGUCCAUUGACACUUCUAAAAUUGUAUAUAUAAUUAUAAAUGACACUUCCGUCUUAUAAAAAGGAUGCCAAGUUCCCCUCGAUGCACUAAACAAAUGACAAAGCAAAUGUUAAAUUUGGCGUAAAAUCGAUUUCCGAAACGUAAUAACCGAUUUGCGCAAAUUCCGACAUUAAUUAUUUGUAUUUAAAACUAGCAUAUAAUGUUGGGUAUUUAGAGCAUAUAAUGUGAGGCUUUAGAACAUAUAAUGUUAGUUUUGUAGAAUAUAUAAUGUAAGGCUUUUAGAACAUAUAAUGUUCGGUUUUUAGAACAUAUAAUGUUAGGUUUUUAGAACAUAUAAUGAUAGGUUUUUAGAACACAUAAUAUUAGGCCUUUAAAACAUAUAAUGUUAGGCUUUUAGAACAUAUAAUGUUAUGUUUUUAGAACAUAAAAUGCUAGGUUUUUAGAAAACAUAAUGUUAGGCUUUUAGAACAUAUAAUAUUAGGGUUUUAGAACAUAUAGUGUUAGGCAUUUAGAACAUAUACUGUUAGGAUUUUAGAACAUGUAAUAUUAGGCUUUUAGAACAUAUACUGUUAAGCUUCUAGAACAUGUAUCUCAUGACCUAUUGAACUGUUUAAAACGCUGUUCCAGGCGUGUCCAGUUAUGUGCCGAGCAAUGGUCAGAUCAUAAUGUUCAACUUCACAACCUGGGAUAAACCGGAAGGGUCACCUUGUUCAUAGUCUCUGCUACUGUGGCGUCAAAUUCUCACUUUAAAGCAAUGUAGCACUUUUAGAGUAAUGUAGCACUCUUAGAGGAAUGUAGCCCUCUUAGCGUAAUGUAACAAUUUUAGAGAAAUGUAGCACUUUUGGAGUAAUGUAGCAUUUUUAGAGUAAUGUAGUAUUUAUAUUUUUGAUUAAUGAGUGGCAAGAUACACGAUGUCCAUCUUCUUUUUUAUAU
Molecule: messenger RNA, 5464 nt
Organism: Lymnaea stagnalis (great pond snail)
Lineage: Eukaryota; Metazoa; Mollusca; Gastropoda; Lymnaeidae
Source: the annotation of a GenBank genome assembly